This is a messenger RNA of Pisolithus orientalis, 1485 nucleotides long. RefSeq lists its product as uncharacterized. The coding region runs from base 1 to 1485 and encodes 494 amino acids. Lineage: Eukaryota; Fungi; Basidiomycota; Agaricomycetes; Boletales; Pisolithaceae. The record is from RefSeq and is a predicted model, not a curated record. The transcript has 4 exons.
AUGCCCAUCCCUGACUUCCGCGUCUCUCAUCCAGACAAACUUGGAUAUCCAGACUACGACCACUGCGACCAGAUGAUCUUUGGCCCUCUCGACAUCGACGUCUCCCACUCGUCCCUCCACGCUCCAUGGGACUCCUCUCGCGACUACGCAUUCGCCCAGCCCGUGUCCCCAAUCUUAUCUGACCAGGCAAUGUCCCCGCGCCGCCCCUCUGACUUUGACGUCCCAGACACGUCCCCUGCAAGUCCCCUCUACGACAACCCGUCGUUUGCAACCGUCGACGACCUCAAUCCUCUCCUCGAUAUCGAGGACAACAACAACUUAUCUCAGUGGCUCAACGACUCCUAUGCAUUCGAUCCGUCCUCUUCCUCUCCCAUCCCAAUACGGUCUAGCCACUCCGCCCCGCAGUCCAAUCCCACCCUCUGCAUGUCCUACUUGACGCAGAGUUCCUCUUUCUCUCCAUCGGACAUCGCAGCCUUACAUUCCUUCCCUCGGUCUCUAUCUCCGACAGAUGGCUCCGACGGUUAUCUAAGUUCCCCAUCUCUCCCCCUCGCUUCAAUAUCACCUGCCGACACGUCCAUGAGACCACCGUCGUGGGCAUCUCAGCUAUGGGAUCCAUCUCUCUAUCCCCCGUCCAACCCCUCCUCAGGACGGUCUUCGGCUCCACAUCCCCCCCUAUCUGAGAUCCCUUACACAGCCAAGAAGCAACGUUUCCAACCGAGAAGGGAAACGAAUCCCUCCAGUCUCAUGCUCCAGCCGUCUAGUGCUCCAUCUCCUUUGCAGUCAAACAUGCCAACUUUGACUCGCGGCUACAGCCGCCGUGCGGAGUCCGUUAGUGUCACCGAUGAUCCUGAUGCGACCAUUCGCCGCAAGAAGAAGUCCCCGCCCGUUCAGGAUGAGCAUUCCAAGGACAUGAAAUCGGCGGAAAUUCCUCCUGUGAAGUCACUCCUAAAGCUGCCAAAGUUGGCCCCUUCGGCAUGGCAACUCUAUUUCACAGACUGGAUCCAACGCCACCAGGCAACGAGCACUAGGAAACUGAACGUCGCUCAAGCUGCCAAAGAAGCAGGUCAAGAGUACGCUAACCUGACACCAGAGCAAAAAGAACCUUACAAACAGCGAUCCAUUCUUCUCAAGCAUGCACGGGAACGCGAGAACGAGUCUUAUCUGCGAUCGCUCUCCCCCGAGGAAAUCAAACGCGAGAAUGCUUUCCGCACUGCCCAACGCAAGGCGGGUCGGUCUCGAAAGAGCAAUUUGAAGGAUCUAAAUGCGCCGAAGAAGCCUCUGAGUGCUUACUUCAUGUUCUUGCAACACAUACGGUCCGAUCCUGUUCUGGUCAGGGACAUUUUCGGCGACGAACAAGAGACCACGAAGCAGAGCGUCCUUGCAGCCGCAAGGUGGCGAUCGAUGACAGAUGACGAGCGUAAGCCGUUCCUGGCGCAAGCUGAACAAGAGAAACUAGAAUACGAGACUGCCCGACGAUUGUACUGA